Molecule: messenger RNA, 2535 nt
Organism: Pneumocystis jirovecii RU7
Lineage: Eukaryota; Fungi; Ascomycota; Pneumocystomycetes; Pneumocystales; Pneumocystaceae
Exons: 3
Coding region: 1-2535 (844 amino acids)
Source: RefSeq, a predicted model, not a curated record
AUGGAUGACGAUGGAACAGAUUGGAGUGAUACAAUUGAAUUUGCUGACGGUACUAAAUUUGCACUUCCACAUGAUGAUCAUACAGCAACGGGUGCAGUAGAUGUGGUAGAACCUUCGUGGACGCCAGCAUGGGACCAGAUUCGAGUAGAAGGGGUAGUAAGAGGAUCAGACGAAGUAAAUGAUACAGUAGGAGGGGGCGGAGAGAAGAAUAUGAUAGAAGGAAUAGGUUCUAGUGGGGCAUCAGGAGAGACACCUAGUUUUGGAGUGGUUUCUAAGGAAAAACGGUUCGAAGAUGAGUAUUAUGAUAGAUCAUGGAAUUCUCAGCGAUUAGGAGUGCCACAAAUAUACAAUGUGAAUACAGGGAAAUUUGACGUGGUAGACGAAGCGGCGAAAAAUAUUAGGAGAGGAAGUCGACGAACUAAUUCGGAAACUAAACCAAAGACAUGUCAUCCCGUAUCAUUAUUAUCUCGUCAUAGUCCACUCAAUUAUAUGAAAAAAGAUGGAGUCCCUGAAAUUCACGAGCAAAAAUCAGCUAAACCGGAUAAUAUAUUGGAUAAUGACAUAAAAAAGAAACCCUUAGGACUUCCAAAAAUAAUAUUGAAAACAGAAUCAAAAGCAGAAGCAAAAACAGAAUUGUCUGGUACACAUUCUUCAGCGCAGCCUUUGAUUUCAGUUGAAGAAACGAUGAACACGGUAAAACCAACGCUUUAUCAACCUGCGCAAAUAAUGAAUCCUAUAAUUGAUGAUAUUGAGACAUUCCAAAGAGCUGUUAUGAUUGAAGCAAAAGAGAAAGCACAGCUUCGACGUGAAGAGGAAGAGAUAGAACGUAAAAUGCAGCAAGAACGUGCAAAGAAAAAGGCCGAGGAAUUAGCAAAGCUUGCACAGAAAUCAAAACCUGCUGAAAUAGAGUUUUCUACAGAAGAAAAGAAAGAUACAACUAUCACUAAAAAUUCAAAUGUUCACUCUACCCAUUCAUCUAAUAUUUUAACAGAUACUUCUUUAGUAUCGUCUCAACAAGUAUCAUCUGUUUCAACCCAUGAGUUGAAAAUAUCUAGCAAGCCAAUUGAUGGGAAAAAGGAUAAGCAUAAUUUAUUUCAUUUGUCUGCAAAGAUAUUUCCAACGCAUUCUCAAACUUUUAAAAAUUCGGUUAAGUUAACUAAAUUAGACGCGAAUGUACCACUUGUUUCAUCCGAAAGUGAUUCUCAAGUACAUAACGAUUUAAAAUUAACAUUAAAGAAAAAUCUUCCAAUUAUUUUUCCAGAACAACAUCCAUCUAAUGAAAAAGAGGGAAAAAUAGCUGAAGCCCAUAAACAUCAUACACAUAUAGAUACAAAACAAAAGCAUCCAAAGAUAUCAUAUACGAAUAAUCACCCUAGUUUUAAUGAUAGUUGGAGAAAAGAACGCAUUACUCUAAACGAAAAAGAAUUACAUAAAACAUGGGUAUCAUUAAACAACGUGGAAUUGCGGGAAUCUUUAAAUCCUCCUAGUAUACCUCUUUUUUCUUUGGAAAAAAAGAAAUUAACGGUAUUAACAGCAAACAAGAAUUCCAACAAAUCUAGUCCAUCUCAUUCACGAACAUCAUCACGUUUUUUCCCUGUUACAACUCAAACAGAAAUAACUACACAAUCUAUUGAAAUUACUAAAUUAGAAAAAAGCAAAAACACAUUACCAUCUGAACAUCGUGAAAAAAAUGAUAUUUCUUUAUUAUCAAAAACAUCUUUCAAUACACCGACUCAUUCUAUUCAAACUAGUCAUUCGGAUAUAAAACCUUCAAUUGUUAUUUUACCACCUAGUUCUCAUGUUUCACAAACAGUAUCAACACAUUCUUCAGGACGUUUAUUGAAUGUCAAAACAGUACCUACAGCAUCAACAGCACCUGCUUCUGUACCAUCUAUAUCUGCAGCACCUACAUCAUCUACAUCAGCAGUUUCUACUGCAUCUACAGCAUUGUUGAUGACUCAACCUGGAUCAAAUAUUUCUCAGCCCUCACGACAUAAUAUUCGUCCGUCAACACGAUCUUUCGAUGACGUAAUGGAACAACUUGCUAGAGCAGGAAAUUUUGCACAAAAUAAUGAAAAAUUUGCUUCAUAUUUAUCCAUUUCUAAAUCACAGCGAAAUCAUGUAGAGAAUGACGUUCUUUCAGUAACUACUAUUUCACCUUUUGAACUCGAAAAAUAUCCGAAAAACACUACUAAUGUUUCAUUGCAUUCUUUAAAUAACUCUAAUGAACUCUUUAUGACUGUACAGCCUUUUAUUAACGAAAACGAUACAAAACCUUUUGUUAAUAUUCCUCAUGCAUCUCCCUAUGUAUUUGCAACACGUCAAUACCCUAUGGAACAACCAAAAUAUUUCGAAACACCACAUGAACAUACUAUAGAUUAUGCUUUAUAUGAUGACCAAGAAGUCGAUACUCUUCGCCUUUAUUUACCUGAAACAACUCCAAAACAUAUUAAAAUUAAAUCAUCUAACACAUUUUUACACAAAAAAUCAUCAAAAAACAUACAAUUACCUGUCUAUAAUACUUUGUCAUCUUAA